Dermacentor albipictus is the source of this 4481-nucleotide messenger RNA. RefSeq lists its product as uncharacterized. Gene Ontology annotation, molecular function: metalloendopeptidase activity. Gene Ontology annotation, biological process: protein processing. NCBI's taxonomy places the organism in Eukaryota, Metazoa, Arthropoda, Arachnida, Ixodida, Ixodidae. The record is from RefSeq and is a predicted model, not a curated record. Gene Ontology annotation, cellular component: plasma membrane.
AUUUCUAUUUGUUUCGGGGCAAUUUUCUUGUUAAAUCUUUAGUUCGUUAUAAUGUGUUUUAUUCCUUUUAAUAUUCCUCAAACGUGCCCAUAGUUUACUUGAAAAUUCAAAAAGUAAUCUUUUAAUUUCAUCCCAAUCUUGUCAAAUUCUCCAUAGUGGGUACGCGCCACCAGAAGAGGAAAACCAAAUCGAACUGGUCACUGUCCACACCUAAUCUAGUCAAGUAAGGCGGCACUGUUAGCGUCGCUCUCGCGGACCGGUGCUCAAGGAGCCGCACCGACGUCCUUCGUGACUGCACCCAGCAAGAAAUACGGCAAGGAAAACGGCGUCCCGCGACAAGUUUACCCAGAAGCACCGAGCACUGCCCUGCCGUAGGCACACCGAAGUUACGUACGGCGGCCACUGAGCUCUGCUAGCAUUCCCGCGAGAUUCCCUAGGUAUCCGGUUGUCGCCAGUCUGUGCAGAAGUGACGCAGUCAUCACCCUCGAAGCUCUAGCACUCAUCUUCCGAGGCUGCCUGCGAAGCAGAGAGGUUUGCCGGCCAUUGGUUGCCAUAGCUGUUUCAGGCUCUGCGGCACAAUACCGGAAGGACAGCGGAAAAGACCGCCAGUGUCGCCGAAAGCAUCACGUCCAAGUCGUUCUCGAGGAGCGCACAUGGAGGUCCGGAAACCACGAGAGGCGUCGAUUCAAUCAACAGCGACCACUCCCCGAUCGCAGAGCGCCAAAAAGGGCACUUUGUCCAAAUCACCCGAGUGCAGCAGGCCGCGUAAAGUGGGUGAGGGAGCAACCAAGUCACCCGAGGAAAGGAAAGACUCACCAGGCACAAUGCGAGCCGGCUCUCAGUCACCGGCGAGGAAGGGACGGAGUUCACGGGUUACCGAGGAAAGGUCGCCUGGCUGCAACAGCGACAAGCGCAGCGCAACCACUACACCGACGCGGGCCAUUUUGCGAGGCUCCCCGCCGCCGGCAGGAGACCCCAAAUCGCCACUGGCCAAGGCACGGGGUCCACAGACUGCCAAGAGGGACAACGCGCGGUCGCGUGGGAAGAGUAGCUCGCGAGACGUUCCAGAAGCGUCGCUCUCGCCGACCGGCGCGCAAGGACCUGCGCCGGCAGGAGACCCCAAAUCGCCACUGGCCAAGGCACGGGGUCCACAGACUGCCAAGAGGGACAACGCGCGGUCGCGUGGGAAGAGUAGCUCGCGAGACGUUUCAGUAGCGUCGCUCUCGCCGACCGGCGCGCAAGGACCCGCGCCGACGUCGUUCGUGACUGCACCCAGCAAGGAAUACGGCAACGAAAAAGGCGUCUCGAGAUUGUCAAGCCGCACACGGGGCGCUACCGCCGCGACAAGUUUACCCAGAAGCACUGAGCAGUGCCCUGCCGGAGGCACACCGACGUUGUCCACGGUGGCCACUGAGCUCUUGCAUUCGAAGCCUCGCGGUACGGAAGGUUUGGAAUCCCGUGGUCGAGGCUUGAGUACCGUGUCACCGCGAGGCGUCAGCUCUAAGCAAGGGUCACAUGACAGCAGAGAGCCCCAGGCUGCGCUCGCCACUUCACGGUCGGCCCGAGGAAACCAGAAAUCGCGUGACGCGAAGCCCACGUCGACUUCACCGCGACGGAGCGUCGUCGGCAAAGGUCAAGUGACCGGCGGCCGUAGCAGUUCCCAGGAUGCUAAGCCUGCCUCGUCGACACCAGUGCGCAAGGACAGAGAAAAGGCGAAGACCGCGGAUAUCGCCAGCGAGAAGUCCGCGCAUACGUCACCGGUGACGGCCAGUCCCGAUGAUUCUGUGCUGGGCUAUCCCCAGGACCAGGAGCUCGUCGCGCUGGAGGCCACGCCCACACAGGCCUCGCUCGACAAAAUCAUGACCCCGCGAAGUGGUGGCCAAACGCAGCUGGCAGUCGGAGGUGCCGCCGACGUCAGCGAGUUUAGUUUCCAGGACCGGAUGCUCCGGGGCCUGCAAGACGUCCAGGCCGAUUCCGUUCAAGCAACAAAAGCGACCACGCCGGGGAAGCCGGAUGCGUCGAAAGGCCCGUCGCCCGUGCUGCUCAAGUCGCCGCUGACGUGCUGCGAUCUCUGCGCCUGCGUCCUGGUCGUGGCUGUGGUGGCGGGCUUCGCGAUGCUGUGGCGACGCGGGAGUGGCGAGCCCCUGGCGCACAUGGCCGAGUCCGCGGCCCACAACACGUCCCGGUGCGAGGCGGACGAGUGCGUCCAGCUGAACUCGCUGCUCGACGACAGCAUGGACCGCGCCGUGGACCCGUGUCAGGACAUGCACCGAUACGUGUGCGGCGGCUGGAGUCGGCGCCACCCGGGAAAGAGCGUGCGCCACUACACGAAGUGGUGGGCGCACCGCACGUUCGUGGAAGGCGGCGAGGCCCGGCGCUCGGGGCGGUUGUACGCCGGCGUCGCGGGCCAGGCGGCGUUGGUGUUCGACGCUUGCGAGGACGUCCUGCGGCACGGCAACCGCGACAUCGAGCCCAUCGCGGCCCUGCUGCGCGGCGCCGGCAUGACGUGGCCGCACGUGAACGAAGACAUGGACGUGCUCGGGGCACUGGCGUUCAUGGACGAGGUGCUGGACUGGGCCGUCCUGUUCGACUUCGAGCCCGUACCGCGGAGCGAGACCACGUGUCGCCGCCCCGCCGGCACUCGCAGCCGCCGGCGCUCCCAGACCACAGGCGACGACGACGACAUCAUCGUGCGAGUGAAGUUGUCGCGCCACUUCCUUCCGGUUCGCUACCUGGUGACCGACAUGAUGGAACGAGGUCGGUUCGACGCGUACGUUGAGCUCCUCUUCGUGACGCUCGUCAACCGCACGCUGAAGCCCUUGCCUUUGGCCGAAGAAACCAAGUUCAUCGAAAAGAAGGUUGUCCGCGACCUGGCUGAAGUGGCAGAGGACACUACCUCGCAGCCGCUGUGCACCACAACCGAGGGCGCGGCCCUCUGGACACCCUGGCUGACAGCCGACGCUUGGAAGGAACUUCUGGUUUCUCUAUUCCACUUGGAUGCUUACUAUCCUGUGUACAUGGAGAUCACAUGCCCCGAGCUAUUCCGUGCUUUUUUCGCUUCACAGGACACAGGAGAAACGUACCAGGCCUCGAGUCCUCAGAGGUUCACCACUCAGGUGAUCAGUUGGUACGCGCUGCAGACGAGCGUCAUGUUCGCCUACGCACCGGCCAUCGAGCUAAUGUUCGCGAAUAGUACGGCGGCCGCUGAGGCGCAUAGGUACGCCUGCCUCCAUCUUUCCACUUCAUUCUCCGGCACGGCGUACGCCUUCCUGGCGUUGGCCAAGAACCGUUUCGAGGACGCCUACUGGGAGACACGCUCCAUCAUCAACAGGGUGACGGACUCCUUCCUUGGCGACUUCGUGGGCGCGCACUGGCGCUCGAGCGACGCGCGCGGCCUCCGGCUUCUGUCGCGCAACCGUCUCUCCAUCAGCCUGCUCCGGCACGCGGCCGACGUGUUCGGGUCGUGGGCUACCUACUACCCGGUGCGCAGCUCGUUCCUUGCGGUCUGGCAGUGGGCCUCCAGGGGCCGCCUCCCCGAGGCGUUCCUUCCGCAGAGGCGGGAGGGCUUCGCCACCUGCUGCGCCCGCGAAGACGGCGUCAGUGCACUGGUCUCAGCCGCCGGUGACGCCUGCUGCGGCCUGUUCGAUGAACUGGUCGCCACGGCUGACUGGAGCGGCCUGAAAUGGGUGGAGAUCGACGACGACACCAGGAAUGGCAGCCGGCCGUACCUGGUGCAACCGGUCGCCUGGAACGUUCCGUUCUUUGCACCCGGCCUGACGCUUCCAGUGAAAUACGGCGCAUUCGGGUCGCUGCUCGCCGCCGUGGUCGCCGCCAACUACUUCGAAACCGGCGAAGUCCUGGAAUACGAAAUGCUCGUAGAGACCCUCGCUGCGUGCCUCAACACGACGGAGCUGUCCUCCGGCGACGACCACCGCUCCUGGAGCGUGUCCGCUGACGUUUUCGCCAGGAGCCUGACGCUUAGGAACGCCACGCUGGAGCCGCUGUGGAAGGCGUACCUCGCCGCCAGGGAGUACCACAGCAGUCGCGACGUCUCGUCGCCGUCGUCGCCAGUAGACGUCGCGCGCGCACGUCGCGACGACGACCGCCUCUUCUUCGUGUCGUGGUGCUUCGCCGUCUGCGGCGAACUGGGUGCCAGCGAGCUGUGCAACGUGCCGCUCAGGUCCGGAGGCAAGUUCGCGAGUGGCAACUUUACGAAAGCCUUCGGGUGUCGCGCCGGUGAUCCGAUGGCGGUGCCGGCGAAGUGCGCCCAGUUAUGACGUCUGCUCGACUCGUGCGUUUCAUCUGUUUUGACGUUCUACGGGAUGCGCACCUCGGGCAGAAGUGACUGUUUCUUACAUGCCACUUGUAACGCAAAGAACUUGCGAACAUGAUCCUUAAUUGCCCGUUUCGAAUUCUCGAUUGUACGCACGUGUGUUUCAAGUGAUCUAGGAGACAAUAUAUAUGCUGCUCAUUUCUCGUUC